Molecule: messenger RNA, 2471 nt
Organism: Plectropomus leopardus (leopard coralgrouper)
Lineage: Eukaryota; Metazoa; Chordata; Actinopteri; Perciformes; Serranidae
Gene: chrne
Product: cholinergic receptor, nicotinic, epsilon
Biological process (GO): monoatomic ion transmembrane transport
Cellular component (GO): postsynaptic membrane
Molecular function (GO): transmembrane signaling receptor activity; acetylcholine-gated monoatomic cation-selective channel activity
Source: RefSeq, a predicted model, not a curated record
UUAGGGCUCUUUCUCUCUGUCUUUACUCUCACUCUCUCUCUCUCAAACUUAAUAUUUGAAUAUAGUGCAGUGUCGUGCAGCGGAGAGGUCUUGGAACAUGAUGGCAGCAUGCAGGUUUUGGAUACUUUUUGGAGUUGUAACUAUUCUCGGGACUUUAAUGGUGCAGGUGCAGUGUAAUGAGGAGACCGAGCUGAUCAGCAACUUGUUCAAAGGCUACAGCAAGAAUAUUCGCCCCGUGGUUAAACCUGAGGACAAGUUGGAUGUUCAGAUCAAGCUGACCCUCACAAACCUUAUCUCCCUGAAUGAAAAGGAUGAGACUCUUACGACCAAUGUGUGGCUCCUGAUUACUUGGACUGAUUAUCGCCUUGCCUGGAACGAAUCUCAAUACUAUGGCAUUGGUGUAAUUCGUAUCCCAUCCAGCUCUGUUUGGCUUCCUGACAUUGUUCUUGAUAACAACAUUGACGGCAAAUUUGAUGUGGCUUACUACGCCAAUGUGUUGGUCUACAGCAGUGGAUAUAUGUACUGGUUGCCUCCUGCUAUCUAUCGCAGCACUUGCGCCAUUGAGAUUACCUACUUCCCAUUUGAUUAUCAAAACUGCACGCUAGCAUUCAGAUCCCAGACGUACAGUGCCAAUGAAGUAGACCUCUCCUUGGCUGUUGAAGACACGGGCGAAACUAUUGAGUGGGUAGACAUCGACCCCGAGGCUUUCACAGAGAAUGGUGAGUGGGCCAUCGUCCAUCGUCCAGCCAGGAAGAUUAUCAACAAACGGUAUUCUCCAAAUGACCUUGAAUAUCAGGAGAUCAUUUUCAAUAUAAUCAUCAAAAGGAAACCCCUCUUCUAUAUCAUCAACAUCAUCCUGCCCUGCUCACUCAUCUCCUCGUUGGUGGUGCUGGCCUACUUUCUUCCUGCACAAGCCGGAGGACAAAAGUUGACUGUGUCCAUCUCUGUGUUGCUGGCUCAGACUGUCUUCCUUUUUCUUAUUGCCCAGAAGGUCCCUGAGACUUCUCUCUCAGUGCCCCUCAUCGGCAAGUACCUGAUCUUUGUUAUGUCUGUCACUACACUCAUUGCCACUAAUCAAAUUGUGGUGCUGAACUUCUCCCUGCGCAGCCCCAGCACUCACACCAUGUCCCACUCUAUCAAACAUCUGUUCCUGGAAAUGGUCCCACGCUUCCUGGGCAUGUCCCCACUGGUGGAUGACAGCGAUAUGACAGCAGAGGUAAACGGAGUGAGGGAGCGGCGGCGCAGCUCCUUUGGCCUCAUGCAGAGAGCAGAGGAAUAUGUGCUGAAACAACCUCGCAGUGAAAUGAUGUUUGACAAACAAAGAGAGAGGCAUGGUCUCAAAGGAACAAUUGUGGAUAAUAUUGAUGUCAGCAGCACGGCCAACCUGUAUAAGAGUCUGGCUCAAGCUGCUCCUGAGAUCAAGCAAUGUGUGGAUGCCUGCAACUUCAUUGCUGAGAGCACGAGACAACAAAGUAACAUUGGAUCUGAAAUUGAAAGCUGGGUACUGAUCGGGAAGAUGAUCGACAAGGUGUGUUUCUGGGCUGCCAUCCUCCUCUUCACCAUUGGUACAGUGGGGAUCUUCUUACAAGGACACUUCAACCAGGUGCCUGAAUUUCCAUUUCCAGGGGAGAGCAAAAAAUAUAGUCCAAGUUAAAAUAAUUUUAAAAACAACCCUUUUUGCUUUGAUGAAACCUUUCCAAGGGUCACUGUACCUCAUGCUGUCUAUAAGGAUGAGCGAUCUUGCUCAUUGAGUCCCAGGACCAGAUUCAGGGUUGAGUUAGCAGGGCUUUAUAUCAGAGAUUUAAAAACAAUUCUGUCUGUGAUCAUGUUCACAGCUCAUACUUAUCUUUGUGAACACUUGUCAGGCAGCGGAGGGUUUUCCAUUCUAACUUACAACUUCGUUUUGAGUUCUUCAUCUUAGUGUAAGUUCUUUGGAUGUAUACAUUAAAUGGGUGAUUCAGGUCUACUUAAAAAAAGGAUGUUUUAAGUCAUAAUUAUCAUCAAGUACAAUUAAUCUCUGCUUUUUGGAAUAAAAGACAAUAGCAAAAGUGUGAGUUUAAGCAAGAUCAGACUUCAGAUCAGGGGUUUACUUGAAGGAAAAUGCUUAUUCACCACUGUGCUGAGGAGGUUAUUUCUUUUGCAGCCAAAUACCUUUCAAAUUAAAAUUUCAAUGGCAUUAUGAGAUGUCUGUGUGGCCAAAGGCAAUGUCUAGAAGUGUACUCAUAAAUAACAAUAAAGAAGGUUCAUUAACUGUUAAACAGAUUUUAUAUACACACACAGUGAGCUCAAGUGACAAGACUCAACCAUGUUGCACAUUUUAAAACAUAUCUGCAAAAAGUCUGGAUAAGAUUCCCUGCAUGUACUAUGUCUUAUGUGGAGAAAAAGCCUUAUUCUUCCUAUAAAUUAUUCAUUAGAAAGUCUUGUUAGGGGUAGAUGGCUCAGAAGGACUUGUCUUGAUUUAUUGUGCAAUG